GAUAAAUAAAAAUAUCUAAAUAAAUAAAACUCAUCUAGUACAUAAGAACAACCAUAAGCAACAUGAGAAAGAAGAGAACAAGAACUGAAAUCACAUCAAAUAAAAUCAUAUGAGUAAUUACCAGAGACCACCUCAAGAACCUUACCCUCCACCAGGGUUUGGAUCUCCUUACCUUCCACCAUCACCCCAUCUGCAUCACGAAGGCUACCAUCCACCACCACCACCGCAUCACCACCGUCCGCCGCACGAAUCCUACCAAGGUUAUUUCGACAACGGUCAUCCACCACCGCCUCCUCCUCCGGCUCCGUCUCAUUACCACUACCAACAUAUUGAUCAUCACCGUCAUGAUGAUCACGGUUGUUCUUCCUUCUUCCGUGGCUGCUUGGCGGCGCUUUGUUGCUGUUGCGUGGUAGAGGAGUGUUGUUGCUGUUUCUGAUAAUCACCUCCAGAAAGAAAGUUUCUUCCAUUUGGAGCAGUUGGUUAUGUCCAUAUGAAGAAAUGUUGCUCUAAUUCUGUAUAUUUAGUGUGAGUUAUGGUAAGAAAUUGUCAUGUAUGUUACUUCUUGUUCUUCUCCAGCUACAUUCAUGGUUUGUAGACAAGUGAUCUCAUGUGAUGUGAAUUUAUUUGUACUAGUAAUGUAUUCAAAAUCGUAAAAUUUGACAUGCAUAA
Messenger RNA from Cicer arietinum (chickpea), 669 nucleotides. RefSeq lists its product as uncharacterized. The record is from RefSeq and is a predicted model, not a curated record. NCBI's taxonomy places the organism in Eukaryota, Viridiplantae, Streptophyta, Magnoliopsida, Fabales, Fabaceae.